AUGCGUAUAUAUAAAUAUUUAUACAUGAGCUGGUAUAAAUAUACAUAUAUAGUCUUAUAUAUAUGUGCAUAUAUACUUAUCAAUACAGAAACCAUCUAAAACCAUAUAGAAUAACAGUGAAAAAUUUGGUGUAACAGUUUUUAGGUUCGAAUUCCUGUUGGGUACAUGAAUACAUAAUACGUCUACAUAAUACAUAUAUAUGUACGUAUAUAUGUAUAUGUGUGUGUGUCUAUAAGCACAUAUAUAUAUACAUAUGUUUUAGACAUAUAUAAUUGUAUAUAACAGUUUAUUUAUUUCUUCAAAUCAUUUUUAUUUAUUUUCUCUCAUUCAUCCUUUUUUAACGGUGGUUAUUCAUUAAUCACGAUAAACUCAUACUUAGACGUACAUAUACUCAUAUAUACACACGCAGUACUUGUAUAUAUACAUAUAUAUUCGUAUAUAUAUCUAUAUAUAUAUAUACGUAUAAAGAUAUACAUUUAUAUACAUACGUAUAUACAUAUAUAUAUAUAUAUAUACACACACAUAUACAUAUAUAUUUAGGUACUCCACACCAUACGUGUCGUAUAAGUGGAAUAUAAAAAACCAAAGUAGAUUAUUGAUAAUAAGUAAGCUUGAGAUCGAAGUUACAAAAUGCCCCGACCAGGUCGUAACAGCUACAGCGAUCAGAAACCGCCUUAUUCGUAUAUUGCGCUCACAGCCAUGGCUAUACAAAGUUCUACUGAAAAAAUGCUGCCGUUGAGCGACAUAUACAAAUUCAUUAUGGAUAGAUUUCCUUUCUAUCGACAGAACACACAGAGGUGGCAGAAUUCACUGCGACACAACCUCUCUUUUAAUGACUGCUUCAUUAAAAUACCUCGCAGACCGGACAGGCCAGGUAAAGGCAGCUAUUGGGCUCUGCAUCCGCUCUGUGGGGAUAUGUUCGAGAAUGGAAGUUUUCUGCGUCGCCGGAAGCGUUUUAAGUUACAUAAAUCUGGCGGGUCAUUGAUGUCGGAGACGUUAAAGCAAGGUUUAGAGUCAGCCAGUUACCUCCAGGAACAAACUAGGCUGCGACUACAGCAGUAUGCUACCCCAAUAUCACAUUUCCAGCCGUACAGCGGUUCUGGCAACUGUACACACAGCUACAAGCAACCGUUCACAAUUGAGAACAUUAUAGCUCCUGAAUUUAAAAGUACUGUUGUGCCCCAACCGCUGAUACCGACUCCGCUGCCAGCGUUCGCUAGUCAAUUUGCGGCCGGAAUGUCGAUGUCGGGUUUUGUCGCCCCUUACUCGACUUCUGAUCUUGCUUCCUCUUUGUCUUCGUCAUUGACCUCAUCGGCGCUAAGCUCAAUAGCGCCGACCUUUGCAGCCCACCUCAACGGGGAUUUUCACCCUCACCAACACGCCACACACGCCACACACCCGCAUCAAGUUUUGAAGCCGUCUAACCACCAACAUCAGACAUCGCCGGCCGUACCUGUCCCUAUUAAACCUUCACCGUUACCACCCCUAACCCUGGGACAUUCACCACACACGGGUGCCUUCGGGGCUCUUGCCCCGCCAGGACAUCUAAGCAUACCCUCAUCUCUAGCCCUCACAACAGCCGCAGCUGAACUUUUAGGCACAUCUUCACCCAUUUCCUCUUCGUCCUCUAAUACAGCCAGCAGCACGUCAAGGUGACCUUUGUAAUCAACAGAUCGAUAAACAAAUAAAAUAAAACACAUGCCAAAACAAACACAAAUAAACUAAAACACAUAACUUAUGACUUCGACUGUUGUCCCUCUGAACUUGAUCUGAAAUACCAAGAAAGGGACAAAAAAGAAUAAAAAUUACUUGGAUGGAAUUGAUGACAAAUAAAUAAAAAAAA
Molecule: messenger RNA, 1843 nt
Organism: Octopus sinensis (East Asian common octopus)
Lineage: Eukaryota; Metazoa; Mollusca; Cephalopoda; Octopoda; Octopodidae
Product: forkhead box protein B1-like
Exons: 1
Coding region: 631-1656 (341 amino acids)
Biological process (GO): cell differentiation; regulation of transcription by RNA polymerase II; anatomical structure morphogenesis
Molecular function (GO): DNA-binding transcription factor activity, RNA polymerase II-specific; RNA polymerase II cis-regulatory region sequence-specific DNA binding
Source: RefSeq, a predicted model, not a curated record